AUGAGUGCUCAUGGCAGUCCGACGUCUGCAGAUGGGCAAGGAGAUUUGACUGGCUCACAGAUAGCCUUCAGAAUGGUACAAGCGGCUGAAGCUGCUGUGGCGGCUGCAAAUGCAGCAUCGACAGCAAUCAAUUCAUUGACUUCGAGCUCAACAGGUACUGGUGGUGCAACUGGUACUACAAAAACUGAGUGGUACAAGGUUUUGCCGAAACCUAGCUGUUUUGAACCAAAAGACAGAGAAGCUGAGUUAGCAACUUUUCGCGACUGGUGGUGGCAGGUUGAACAAUACAUGUUGGCUGUGGAUGCCAAUUAUGGGCAUGACUUGCAGACCAUCAGGUCAAAGUUGGAUGAGGAGAUACCGUUGGUGGAGCAAAGCAUUGAGCAGACACGUCGCAGUGCAUUUUUGUAUGGUUUGUUGGCCUCCUUGCUGAAGAACCGUCCCCUUUUACUUCUUAAAGGAAUUGAACAAGGGAGUGGACUUGAAGCAGUGCGUCAACUUUUCAGGACGUGCCAGCCGAGCUCCAGAAACAGAUCACUUGGGUUGCUUCAUUUGAUCAUGCAAUGGCCUAGCUUUGAUAUGAAAAGUGCAAUCUUACCACAAAUCUUGAAGUUGGAAGACAGUUUCAGAGAGUACGAGAAGAUUGCAUCAACUUUGUCGGAAGAGCUGAAAUUUGCAGUACUUUUGAAGUGCUUGAGUGGUCAUUUGAAGACCUACUUGCAGGUUUCAAUGCGGGAAAACAUGACCUACGAAGAACUUCGCGGAGCCACGCUUCGCUAUGACCAAUGCACCAUCAAAUGGUCACAGUCGAUGGCCCUGGGAAGCUCAGUUUCAGCUUCAAAUGACACGUCUGGACCCAUGGACGUGGACAGAGGCGGCAAAUCACAGAAAGGUGGAAAAUCGAAAGACUCUGGCAAGGGCAAGGACGUGAUAGAUGUGGUGGACACGGUCAUUUUGCUCGUGAUUGCAGAGUGCGUCAACCGAGUCAGUUUUGCACCAGAAGUUUCUUCGUCUUCGACAUAUCGACAGCUGGAUUUUGACAUUUCUGGCAUGAGUGAUUUGCAAAAGCGUUACAACCCCUGGCAGACCCAUUUGCAGUGCAAAGAGCUGGAAGCCCUGUCAAACAGAGUUGCAAAGGAGCUGUGGCAGCAGCUCUAUGAUGCGCGAAUGGCGGAAAUUCAAAGUGAGGAGCACUUGGAAGCCCCUGCAAUCGAUUUUCGCUUCUACAUGGAACAAGAAGGCGUUGCAUCGACCAGGAGUACUUUGACUAGUUUGUUGAACCGGAUCGCAAGUCUCAGAUCCCAGACGUCUUGUGGAGAUCUAUCAGGGCGCCAAGGGGAGGACGAAGAGGUCUUGCAACAAAGGCCUCGACUAUAUCUUCCGGACACGGUGGUUUGGUUCGAUCGCGGCAACAAGGCUGAGGACAUUGGCUCUGGCCCGGCAGCAGAGCAGACGUGGGGUCAUCGAGAAGCUUUGUCGAUUGUGAUUGUCUUUCACAAUGAGAGUUCAAGCAAAAAUCUGGACAACCUACUUCGGGUUUGCAAUUCGUAUCGACAGAUUGCAGAGGAAGGUCUCAUGACUACGAUUUUUGUAACCAGGGAACGCUGCGGUAUUGUUGGGAAGGCGGCUACAAUCAAAAGCUAUACUCUUGACUACGAAAUGCCCUGCGCUUUGGCAGACGAUAAUCACGAAGUGAUUCGAGAAAACCCCGAAGAAGUCCAUACGUCGAUUGGCGAGACUUCAGUCGCACCACAAAAUUUUGUGCCAGAAAGGCUUGAGGUGGCGCAAGGGUGCAAGGAUCCACAAAACAAAGUUGGCGAUUUACAAAGAGUGUGCCGCGGGAACCUGUUCGCAGUGAAAUGCGAAAGCCUCUGGAGUAGAAAGAGCAGAUGGAAAGCAGGGGUGCUGUGCAACCAGUGUGAAGGUGUGCAGAGUUCAGAGCAUAGCAGUCCUGGUUGUGACAUCCGCAUGGAGGUUUAUGGCUUUGGGAUUACCACAGCACAGCACCCCAAAUUAAAUUCGCCAUUGGGUCCCAACCCAUUGCGGCUUGAGGUCUUCGGUUCAAGUUGCGUUGCCGCUUUUCUGCAUGUAGCAGAUCAUGGCGAUGACGCGGCUUCAAAUAUUGAGCUGCUUGCCUUAUGCUGGGCCGAAGAAAUCGUUGCCGUGCCCAGUCCUGGUGGAAAUCAACCAUGGAUCAUCGCGACUGUGCCGUGGGCCAAAAGACGCAUCAAAGAGAGAUGUAAAGCAGGCGCCGUGGCCAGCUCCUUUUUCUUCGACGCUCGGUUGCCGGAACCACAUCCUGCAGGCAAAAUUGUCACCGCGCCUGAAGACUUGAGAUACAUUUCGAGCUGCGGAAGAGCCCAAAAGGCAUGGUGCACCAGCUCAAUCCUACAGCCCAAGGCCUGUGUCCCACUGAAGUCCAAGGACUUUCUGAAGAAUUGGAUUCUGCACUCAGCUGGCAGAAGCUUGCGAUGGAAAAGUCUUGAGAUGCCGCAGACUGUGCGCAUGCUGCAAACAGAUGUGGGCAGUUUGAAUUACGAGAUCGCUUGUACGGGAGGAAGUGCAGAAAUGAGGCUGAGUCUGCGCAUUCAAUCGGCCACCUGCAUUGUUGCGGCGCCUUGCGCUUGGGGGGGGCCCACGCAAGUCGUGUUUAAGCUGCCAGACAAAAGGUUGCAGUUCAAGAAGGAAGUGUUUCAUGAGGGCGCGAGAUUGGGUCGAAGUGAAAUCGGACAGUCUCCCGGAAAGCAGAUGGAAAGGAGAGCUUCCAGAGAAUUGGCGCAGUUGAUCGAGUGUUCGAUCAGGGCGCGACUGGCCGUAGCCUUGACACUCUUGCAGCCUGCCUUGCGACGUGUUGCAGAAAAAUCUCCUGGAAAGCAGGUGGAAAGGAGAAUUGCUGUGCAAGGGCUUGCGUCUCAGCCAAUUUCUGAGCGGGAAGCCUUGACUCAGGCCCAGUUGCAGUUGAAGAAGGAAGUGUUUGAUGAGGGCGCGAGUGGCCACGCCUUGGCCUGCCUUGUGACGUGGCGCAAGGGAGCGAAGAUUGAUGUGGCAAGGCUUGGGAAGGACCAGCACAAGGCCCAGAGGCUUCUGAAGUUUCGGAAGUGUAGACAUGAGGCUGAGUUCGCAAUUCAAUCGGCCACCUUCACGUCUCGAGAUGCACUUGGGGGAAACCUUGACUCAGGGCCCACGCAAGUCGUGUUUAAGCUGCCAGACAAAAGGUUGCAGUUCAAGAAGGAAGUGUUUGAUGAGGGCGCGAGUGGCCACGCCUUGGCCUGCCUUGUGACGUGGCGCAAGGGAGCGAAGAUGGAUGUGGCAAGGCUUAGGAAAGACCAACAAAAGGCUUGUGAAGUCUUGAGAUGCCGCAGACUUUGUACGGGAGGAAGUGCAGAAAUGAGGCUGAGUCUGCGCAUUCAAUCGGCCACCUGCAUUGUUGCGGCGCCUUGCGCUUGGGGGGGUGAAUUUCCAGGCUCAGAUGAGCGCAUCGCAUGUGGAGUGAUGUCCUUUCUGACGGGGUCCGUUGGCCAACAAGUGACGUCUGUUCCUGGUGAGAGUGACGAGAGUCAGUUCCAAUCUCAGGGAAGAAUCGGAGUGAAAUCAGAGAUGCAUGAAGCGUCAGCACCAGAUUUUGAGGUGCCAGAGCUUCAGUGCAACGAAUGCCACUUCUCCAAGAUUCGUUCCAAAGUGGAAAGUCUCCGGGGGUGGUUUCGCUUUUCGGAACUGAGCACCGUGGGGACACGAUGCCGUACCAGAACUUUGACCCAGAGCCAGGCUGACCAAUGCCAAGCCCUUUUAAGCUGUUCAAGCCAUUUGGGUCGCCACUACCACAGAGUCUUCCUAUCACUUUCAGUGAUGCCUGGAAAGACAUCGAAAGCAAAGCAAGACCAAUCUUACCGUGCCUUUGGAACGGCCAAGAAGGAGCACUGGAAGAUGUGCGAUGGCCAAGCCGCGGAUUCCCCAACGUGUGAAAUAUCACAACUCGGCGUGAAGAAGGGCUUGUGGAAGCGCUUUGAGAGGUGUGAAAUAUCACAACUCGGCGUGAAGAAGGGCUUGUGGAAGCGCUUUGAGAGGCAGGUUUGGCAGAGACACGGCCGGAACGAGAACUGCAUUCAUCGCAUUUUCCAAAGAUCCGGGCGAAAUUUUGCCGCACCGCUGCAGAUAUGCCUGGGCUUUUUGGACCGAGCACAUGACAUCUGUUACCGUCGUGAAGAGCCCUUCAUUUGCGUUGCCAGCAUCCAAAUUGAGCAGCUGAUUUCAAAGCCCAGUGGAGCUUGGGACCUCUGGAGCUUCUGUGCCAAAGCAUGUAAGUGGGACUUUUGGAGGAAGUUGCUGAGAGGCACAGGGGUGCAGGUUGACACCAAGUUGAGCUCCUGCGUAACUGAGAAAGGCUCAGCACUGGCUGCUGCUGGAGUUGCUUUCGUGUGGCAGGCGCGAGAGUUUGACUUUCUGCAGGCAGCAGCGCGUGGUGCUCCUGGAGCGCAGCUAUUCCGAGUUGUGGAUGGCGUGGGGGAGAUUCCAGCAAUGGUGUCAAGAAGGGAGUUCAGCAACGAGGCUUGUGCCAUCUUGCGAAAAUGGCGACAGCUGCAACAAUAUAUCACCAGGACGGCCUGCGCUAGGAAUUGCUCCGUAUCCACCUUGAAGGGCUUUCGACAGGAGUACAUUGUGAACUACUUGUGGCGCAUUCAAAGGCUUAUUCGGCCCAUGACCCCGGAGAAUCAGCCAAAGCAGAGCGUGCCGAAAAAUGAACAUCCCAGACGUCUUGUGGAGAUCUAUCAGGGCGCCAAGGGGGAGGACGAAGAGGCAGCAGAGCAGACGUGGGGUCAUCGAGAAGCUUUGUCGAUUGUGAUUGUCUUUCACAUUGAGAGUUCAAGCAAAAAUCUGGACAACCUACUUCGGGUUUGCAAUUCGUAUCGACAGAUUGCAGACGAAGGUCUCAUGACUACGAUUUUUGUAACCAGGGAACGCUGCGGUAUUGUUGGGAAGGCGGCUACAAUCAAAAGCUAUACUCUUGACUACGAAAUGCCCUGCGCUUUGGCAGACGAUAAUCACGAAGUGAUUCGAGAAAACCCUGAAGAAGUCCAUACGUGCCAUAUCCAUAUCAGACGCAAGCCAAAGUGCCCAGAAGCUGAGGUUGUGCAACACUAUCUCCUAGAUUGCGCAGCUCCUCUGGAGAGGUUGUUCUGGCGAUACUGGCACCGGCAAGUGAAAAAGGGGUGA
Messenger RNA from Cladocopium goreaui, 5208 nucleotides. Lineage: Eukaryota; Dinophyceae; Suessiales; Symbiodiniaceae. The record is from the annotation of a GenBank genome assembly.